Ictalurus furcatus (blue catfish) is the source of this 3559-nucleotide messenger RNA. It is a transcript of the gene wipf1a, whose product is annotated as WAS/WASL interacting protein family, member 1a. Gene Ontology annotation, molecular function: actin binding. The transcript has 8 exons. Lineage: Eukaryota; Metazoa; Chordata; Actinopteri; Siluriformes; Ictaluridae. Bases 495 to 2276 code for a protein of 593 amino acids. The record is from RefSeq and is a predicted model, not a curated record.
AAAAUUGAAUUAAAUCAUAUCAGUUACAAAUCAAUACCAAAGUGCUGCUGAAGAUAGCAGCAUAAUGCAAUGAACUGAAAGGAUACCCCCACCCUUUUCCACAAAUGCAGGUGCUCAGGCAUUUAUUAGCAAGGUUUAUGUUUUUGACAUCUCCUUAUCUCUGCCUGUAUUGCUCCCUUUGUUCCUGUUUCUGUACUGAGUUGACCUGCUACAUUUACUGUUCACAUACUCAUACAGAAUGAAGGGGUGAGGAAAUGUGUCUGCUGUGGUAGAGUUCGUUUGCAUACCCCACUCUUUGUGUGAAGCCUUGCUUUCACAUAUACACACACACUUAGUAACAACACUUACUGAUUGGUCGGCUGCAUCAGAGACAGGAAGUGCAAUGGAACAGUGUGCAUGACUGUGAUAUUGUACUUACUUCUCUACAACUUCAACUUGGGUGUGUGUUUGGAUAUUCAGAUACAACGUGAGUGAGUAAGCACACCGGACAGAAUAUGCCUGGUCCUCCACCCCCACCACCACCCCCUCCUCCAACCUUAGCUUUGGCAAACACUGAAAAACCAUCACUGUCCAGAUCUGAGCAACACGGGAGAAAUGCUUUACUCUCAGAUAUCAGCAAAGGCGCCCGACUGAAAAAAGCUGUCACCAAUGACCGCAGUGCUCCAGUACUUGAUAAGCCUAAAGGGGGUGGGGCUUCUGGUGGAGGUAGUGGUGGUGGUUUAGGAGGCGGAGCUUCAGGUGGACUUGGGGGACUGUUCCAGGGUGGGAUGCCAAGACUAAAAUCUGCAGGAGGUGGCUCAGCGAGGCCACCUAUGCCACCCACCGGUGGGAGAUUCCCAGCACCAAGUGGUGGAACUCCUCCUCGUCUCCCUGACUCUCCUUCUGGGCGAUCGAACUUGAGCAGAGGCAGUGUUCCACCUGUGCCUUCCUCUACAUCUGCCUCUCCACGCAGUUCACAUCCUGGUGGCCCUCCGCCCAUACCAGGAAGUCGAUUCCCAAGCUCCCCUUCUACCCCACCAACAAUGCCAGGUCGGCGCCCCAGCAUUCCUGUAAACCCUGCUCCCCCUGGCCGCCAAACAUCUUUACCACCACCCCCCGUUCCCUCUAGUGCCCGUCCAUCUCCUAACGCAGUUUCCUCUGGAUCCUCGAAUGAUUUCCCCCCUCCACCACCACCAGUAGGAGGAAACAGGUCAUCGUUUCCACCACCCCCUGUUCCCUCUAGUGCCCGUCCAUCUCCUAACACAUUUUCCUCUGGAUCCUCGAAUGAUUUCCCCCCUCCACCACCACCAGUAGGAGGAAACAGGUCAUCAUUGCCACCACCCCCCGUUCCCUCUAGUGCCCGUCCAUCUCCUAACACAUUUUCCUCUGGAUCCUCGAAUGAUUUCCCCCCUCCACCACCACCAGUAGGAGGAAACAGGUCAUCGUUUCCACCACCUCCUGUUCCCACAAGUGCCCGACCAAAUUUUUCCACAGGCAGCUCAGAUGAUUUUCCCCCUCCUCCUCCAUCCACAGGAGGACAUAGGGCAUCUUUUUCAUUACCCCCAGUUCCCCCUAGUAGCCACCCUCCACUUCCUACACCUCCUUCUGGGUCAGAUGAUUUUCCUCCUCCACCACCACCUGUUGGAGGAAGCAGAACAUCAUUUUCUGGUGAUGGGUAUCCACCACCACCCCCAUCAGGAAGUAAACCAGGACCAAGAUCUAUGGGUAGUGCCCCACCACCACUCCCUUCAGGAAGAGGAGACCUGCCACCACUGCCUCCUACACCAGCAAAGGAGCCAACCGGUACAACUCCUCAUAGAAAUUCUUUUAGUAACCCACCACCUGUCCCACGACCUGGGGGGUCUGCCCCACCACCACCUCCACCCAGUUCAAGACCACCACAAGCAGGAAAAGCCACAUCUAUACGAUCUAGUCCUCUUCCACCUCCUCCUCCAGGGGACAGCCGAGGAGGUACUCCACCUGCACCUCCUCCUAAUCACCCUAUUGGUAACCGAGGAGCUGGCAGACCUCCCCCUCCUCCGGAUAGGCCUGGGGCAGGAGGGUUCCCUCCUCCCCCGCCCCCUUCCAUGGACAAUGGCUACCAGAGCUCACCUCAAAACAGCACAGAUGAAUGGGAAAUGAGGUUUUCCUUCCAUGCAAUUUCUGAGCUGCCCCCACCUGAGCCUUACAUUUCCAUCCCUAAGACGUACCCCAGCAAGGCUGGUAAGAAUGAUGGCAAAGCAGGAACAGUACAGAGGGAAAGAGGAGCUCCUCCACUGCCUCCAAUACCCAGAUAAAGAUAAACAAAAAUCAAUUAUGCCACCGUUGUAUUACUAUUCAUUUCUUAAGCACAGCCUCAAAUGUAUUUUUCUGAAUGUUGCAGAAUUUUUAAUUCCACAUGUGAGAGUGUGCACUCUCUCUCUCUCUCUCUCAUACACACACACACACACAAAUAGAUGUAUUAAACAUUAUGUAUGUAAUAUGUAAGUAUAUACAUUAAUAAUACUGAUCAUUCUGAUGUAGGCAUAUUGCAGUUCAAUGUAUUCAAAUUAUAUUUUGAAAGGUAGUUAUCUGGCUACAUUUCGUUUUAUUUCCUUUUUUUUAGUAUAUUGCAUUUUUAAUAAAGACAAAUAAAAACACAAACGGAGAUGGAAAUAAUAUUUUUUGUUCUACUCUUUUUGCUGAGAAGGCUAAAAUAAAACACCUUUUAGAAGACACGCUGGUUGAAUGGUGCAGUGAAUUAAACUAGAAUUAAGAGUAUGUCUAGUCUGUAAAAGAAGACUUUGGACUCUGAGCACGAAGUGAUAUCUGAACAAACCUUACAUAGCAGAGCAUUCUGGGCCAGGUACAUACGAGGCAAUUAUGGCAUUCAAGGUUUGCAUGGCAUUUAGAAUCUGGGUGGAAAAUUGCACUCACUCAACGAAUUCUUGUGCAGUGUUUAAUUUUGGGCUGGAAGUGGCCCUGCUGUAAAAUCUGCUCCUUAUCUUUUGCAUGACACAUGGGUAUCAUCAGGGUUAAGUUGUGGCUGUGUUCUGGCAGCCAGAUACAGAUGAGUUCAUCACCAUCAUUACACAGCAAUAUGACGCCAGAUGAGCUGCCAGGUGUGGGUCAGCACCUACAUGGUUUACAGCUGAUAGUAUACAGUCGUAGAAGAGUAAUGAUUUGUAUUCCAGUAUCACCCAGAAGAGGAUAAGUUCCUUUUUGGGUCUGGUUCCUCUCUAUUUUGUUUCCUCAUGCCAUCUUUGUGGUAAUGUCUAUUAGUGGUGGGAAGUUCGGAUCAUUUUACUGACUCGGAUUUUUGAAUCUCGUUCAGCAAAAAGAACAAAUCUUUUUUCGGGUCAUUUAAUUAAUUUCAGGAGAAUAUAAUUAAAAAGUUACAUGUUAAGUUCCCCAACACAUCUAGUACUUAAUAAACUAUUAAAUAAACUAUAGGCUAAUGCAGCCAAGGCCGAAUUAUGAGAAACAGAAAUGAUUAAUAGCUUAGCUGGUCUUCAGGCUUUGCAGUCUAUUAGUUUGCCUCAUCUCCUGAUCCGAGCCGUUCUUUCUUUUGUCACGUCACGUUUGUCACUUCUGUUCCGGG